UUACUUUCUCUCUCUACGCCUGCGGUGAUAAUAUCGUGUGAGAAACUUUCACUCAGUGAUUUGAAUUUGGACUUGUACUUCAGGUCAGCUUAGCAGAUCUAUCCGUAAAAGAUUGAUACGGAUCAUAAUAUAGUUCAUCCGAUUGGUUCAAAUUCGAUUUAAAUUGAGUCAAGGAAAGGAAAGACGACUCACCGCCGAUUGAAUUCUGGAUUUUUGAUCAUUACAUCUUGAAAGUUGGCUCCGGAACGCAGAUCACAGCGCCACAUGGGUGGUCAUACGCAGCAGAACAACGCUGCGGCGGCGGCAACUGCUAUGUAUGAUUAUCCAGGCGCUGGUCCAGCUAACGAUGCUGGAGAUGCUGUCAUGGCUAGAUGGCUUCAGUCCGCUGGAUUGCAACAUCUGGCUUCACCUGUGGCCUCAAAUGUGAUCGACCAGCGUCUGUUACCUCCCAAUCAUUAUAUGCAGCCUGAAGAUAAGCAAAGGAUUUCCAAGUUGACUAGGAACCUCAAUUUUAACGGAGAACCUGCCCCAGAGCAGUAUAUACCAACUGCUCAAACUGCUUCCAUGAUGUUUGGAUCAGAAGGCAUAUAUCCUCCAGACUUCCGUGGUGAUUUUGGGGCUGGAUUGUUGGAUCUUCAUUCAGUGGAUGACUCAGAACUUCUAUAUGAGCAUGUUAUGUCAGAGCCCUUUGAGGAAUCAUCUUCUUAUAUGCCUGCCGGUAAACAAGCAUUUGAAGAUGAAUUCAAUAUGACCAAUCGAAGGCAGACCAAUGAUAAGGAGAUAAAUACGAGGGAAAAUAACGUGGCUAAAAUAAAAGUUGUGGUGCGUAAAAGGCCAUUGAACAAGAAGGAAACUGCUAAGAAGGAGGAGGAUAUUGUCACUGUCAUCGAUGGUUCUUAUUUAACUGUCCAUGAACCAAAGCUAAAGGUUGACUUAACUGCUUACGUGGAGAAGCAUGAGUUCUGCUUUGACGCUGUCUUAAACGAGUAUGUAACAAAUGAUGAGGUUUAUCGUAUGACUGUAGAGCCUAUUAUCCCUACAAUCUUCCAACGAACAAAGGCAACAUGUUUUGCAUAUGGCCAGACUGGAAGUGGCAAGACAUUUACAAUGCAGCCGUUGCCUCUUAGAGCUGCUGAAGAUAUUGUCAGAUUAUUGCACCAUCCAACUUAUUGCAAUCAGAAAUUAAAGUUGUGGCUUAGUUUUUUUGAAAUAUAUGGUGGAAAACUCUUUGACCUUCUUAGUGAAAGAAAGAAGCUUUGCAUGAGAGAAGACGGGCGUCAACAAGUUUGUAUUGUUGGGCUUCAAGAGUUUGAAGUUUCAGAUGUACAAAUUGUUAAAGAGUAUAUUGAGCGGGGAAAUGCUGCGAGAAGUACAGGCACCACAGGUGCUAAUGAGGAGUCAUCGAGAUCACAUGCAAUUCUUCAACUGGUUAUCAAGAAGCACAUUGAACCAAAAGAUCCCAGGCGAAAUAUUGAAGUCAAUGAUUUUAAGAACGGAAAAGUUGUAGGCAAGAUUUCUUUUAUUGAUCUUGCUGGUAGUGAAAGAGGAGCCGACACUACUGAUAAUGACCGACAAACAAGGAUCGAAGGAGCUGAAAUUAAUAAGAGCCUUUUGGCACUGAAGGAGUGUAUCCGUGCUCUUGACAAUGACCAGAUUCAUAUUCCAUUUAGAGGGAGCAAGCUUACCGAGGUUCUUCGCGACUCCUUUGUUGGAAACUCAAGAACUGUCAUGAUCUCUUGCAUUUCUCCAAAUGCAGGUUCAUGUGAGCAUACUAUCAACACAUUAAGAUAUGCGGACAGGGUAAAAAGCCUUUCUAAGUCUGGUAAUCCAAAAAAAGAACAAGCAGCUACAAGCUUUUUGCCAACUACAAGCAAGGAUCCUGCUGAUGAUAUUGAAGAACAAUAUAAAGAAGUUAAAAUGGUUGGAAUGAAAAAAAAGGUUGCAGAAGUGGAUAAUCAAAUUCAGAAUCCUAUUGAUGUGAUUUCUAGUGCUAUGGAAAGGGUGAGGGUUGACACGCAAGAAAAAUUGAUGUCACCGAGAAGAAAAGCUCCUUCAAGGGUGGAUGAAAAGCUCGAAAGACAAACGAAUUUGGCGAAGGAUGAAGGUGGAGGUGAUUUAUCAAAUUACAAGCAGCAAAAGAUGAGCAAUCUCCACAUCAACAAUAAUGGUGGAGGCUCAAGCCAGCAGCGUGAAUCUGAAAUACCAGAUGGAAAUAUCAAUGAAAUACUAGAGGAAGAAGAUGCCCUGAUUGCUGCUCAUAGAAAAGAGAUUGAAGAUACAAUGGGGAUUGUUCGUGAAGAAAUGAAAUUAUUGGGUGAAGUAGAGAAACCAGGAAGCCAGAUUGAUAACUAUGUUAGUCAAUUGAGCUUUGUUUUGUCUCGAAAAGCAGCAGGUUUGGUAAGCCUUCAAGCUCGCCUUGCCAGGUUUCAGCACAGGCUUAAAGAAAAAGAAAUCCUGAGCAGAAAGAAAGUUUCACGAUGAACUAAUGUUGUAUGUUCUUCGUGAUUUCUAAAGAAAUUGCAAGUUUAAAGAACGGUAUGUUGUUUUAUUUACAUUGUUUUGAUCGAAGAAUGAUCUUUUGAAAGAGUAAAAUUUUCAAGGAUUUUACAGAAGAAUGAAAACAGUAUUAUUAUUCAUUCAUUUUUACUUUGUAUGUGAAUUUCCUUAUGACCUAUUAUUGAUAUAUGAAAUCUAUCUAUAUUGUAUUCUAUGAGUAAUUUGUUUAUCUUAUGAUUAUACUUUUUUAUAAGGCCUUGUUUG
Impatiens glandulifera is the source of this 2760-nucleotide messenger RNA. Its product is annotated as kinesin-like protein KIN-13A. The transcript has 14 exons. Gene Ontology annotation, biological process: microtubule-based movement. The coding region runs from base 265 to 2481 and encodes 738 amino acids. The record is from RefSeq and is a predicted model, not a curated record. Gene Ontology annotation, molecular function: microtubule motor activity; microtubule binding; ATP binding. Lineage: Eukaryota; Viridiplantae; Streptophyta; Magnoliopsida; Ericales; Balsaminaceae.